UCGCAUUCCACGGCCUGCCAUCGGUUGCGAGCGUACCUCUUGGAAAUGACAUCGGUAAUUUUGGCCAGAUUGGCAUCAAUCUGUAAACAGAUGUCCAACUACAUCAAGACAAACUCACCCUUUGUGAUCGAGGUGCUGAUGGUGUCGCUCUGCUUUGGCGCUAUAAUCAGCAGAUAUUUAAUACUGACCUAAACGGAAUACAUAUAUUCAAUGAAACAAUGUAAAUAAUAAAAUGAAAUAACGGAAACU
Messenger RNA from Drosophila novamexicana, 249 nucleotides. RefSeq lists its product as uncharacterized. Bases 46 to 192 code for a protein of 48 amino acids. The transcript has a single exon. NCBI's taxonomy places the organism in Eukaryota, Metazoa, Arthropoda, Insecta, Diptera, Drosophilidae. The record is from RefSeq and is a predicted model, not a curated record.